Molecule: messenger RNA, 693 nt
Organism: Lathyrus sativus (Indian pea)
Lineage: Eukaryota; Viridiplantae; Streptophyta; Magnoliopsida; Fabales; Fabaceae
Source: the annotation of a GenBank genome assembly
AUGAACGACGCAGAUGUCUCCAAGCAAAUCCAGCAGAUGGUGAGGUUUAUCCGCCAAGAAGCCGAGGAGAAAGCCAACGAGAUCUCUGUUUCCGCCGAAGAAGAAUUCAACAUCGAGAAGUUGCAGUUGGUUGAGGCUGAUAAGAAGAAGAUCCGUCAAGAGUACGAACGCAAAGAGAAGCAAGUCGAUGUUCGGAAGAAAAUUGAGUACUCUAUGCAGUUGAAUGCUUCACGGUUAAAAGUUCUUCAAGCUCAAGAUGAUGUGGUUAAUAAAAUGAAAGAGGCUGCAGCCAAGGAACUCUUGAAUGUGAGUGGUGAUCCCGAAGUGUACGGAAACCUCUUAAAAGAACUCAUUAUUCAGAGUUUGCUGAGGCUGAAAGAACCUUCUGUUCUAUUGAGGUGUCGGGAAGUGGACCUUCCUUUGGUAGAGGAUGUCUUGGAGUCAGCUGCUCAAGAGUAUGCUGAAAAAGCAAAUGUUCAUGUACCAGAGGUUGUUAUUGAUAAGGAUGUUUAUCUUCCACCUGCCCCCAGCCAUCACAAUCCCCAUGAUCUCCACUGCUCUGGAGGUGUGGUAUUGGCUUCUCAUGAUGGAAAGAUUGUGUUUGAAAAUACACUUGAUGCACGUUUGGAUGUAUUGUUCCGUAACAAACUCCCAGCGAUUCGCAAGGAGCUCUUUGGACAAGUUGCUGUUUGA